Messenger RNA from Histoplasma capsulatum G186AR, 2433 nucleotides. RefSeq names its product multidrug and toxin extrusion protein. The record is from RefSeq and is a predicted model, not a curated record. Bases 156 to 2042 code for a protein of 628 amino acids. Gene Ontology annotation, cellular component: membrane. Gene Ontology annotation, biological process: xenobiotic detoxification by transmembrane export across the plasma membrane. Gene Ontology annotation, molecular function: xenobiotic transmembrane transporter activity; antiporter activity. NCBI's taxonomy places the organism in Eukaryota, Fungi, Ascomycota, Eurotiomycetes, Onygenales, Ajellomycetaceae. The transcript is spliced from 3 exons.
CCAUCCCAUUGUUGUGGAAGGGAACGAACGGGACGUUCAAGUCAAGCCUCGGUUCCUGGAAUCUUAUUGGCGCACCUAAAUAUUUGUAACAUCGGUUUAGGGUUCGUAAGGAACCUGGUUUCUAAACCCCCUGCCCUUAGUGCCCAUCAUUUCAAAUGGAUACACCGCCAAAUUCAUCCGAUGCGAACCCCUCUCGCAUUGAUGGAGACGACGACCGAGUAGACGGGGAUUUAUCUGCGACCAGCCUUGGGAAUUCCCAUUCAUUGGCCGAAUCUUACAGGAGACCUAGCUUCUUCACAACAGGUGCGCGAGGAACAGUCGUUCCAUACCCUCAAGCCCAGGAGCAUGCGGUCCUGGCGGAUUGGGAACGGGAGCAGGUCUUAGAAGAAGAGCGGGAUUUAUUAGCGGACAGUCGUGUUAUUCACCCGGAACACCGACAUGCGAAACCGGCCAAGGGACAGAAUCAGAUUACUGGUCUACUCUCGAAAAGACUGAAAGAAUCUGAGACAUUUACCCGGGAGGAAGAUGAAGAAUCUGCACAGCUUCCUGGAUCCUCAUUUGGGCCUGACUCUUCUGCCACCGAGACUACUGCUCUUUUGGCGUCAUCUACGGCGCUUGGCAACCAUGUUGGUGAUAAUGUUAGUGACGAUGAGGUCGGGAGCAAAUGGGAGGAAGCAGUCGAGGCUGGGCUGAUCCAUACAACAUGGCGCCGGGAAGCCAAAGUGUUAUCGAAAUACACAGUCCCGUUGAUGAUUACAUUCAUUCUUCAAUACUCUUUGACGGUAGCUAGUAUCUUUACAGUCGGGCAUCUUGGAAAAGUGGAGUUAGGAGCUGUGUCCCUCGCCAGUAUGACGGCUAACAUUACCGGAUAUUCGAUAUAUCAAGGCCUCUCUACAAGCUUGGAUACUCUUUGCGCUCAAGCCUAUGGUUCCGGGAAAAAAUCCCUUGUUGGAUUGCACAUGCAGAGGAUGGUUUACUUUCUCUGGCUAAUGACCAUCCCCAUUGGUUUAGUAUGGUUUUUCGCCGAAAGGAUUUUGAUGGUCAUCGUUCCAGAGAAGGACGUUGCAGUUCUUGCAGGAUUAUACCUGAAGAUUGUCUUGUUGGGGGCCCCAGGGUAUGCAUGCUUCGAAAGCGGGAAACGUUUUGUUCAAGCGCAAGGCCUUUUUUCUGCGGGGCUCGCUGUCCUGGUAAUAUGCGCCCCUCUCAACGCCUUUUUGAAUUGGCUUUUCGUCUGGAAACUGGGUUUUGGUUUCGUUGGUGCACCUAUGGCUGUUGCCAUAAGUGAUAACCUACUCCCUAUCCUUCUCUUCCUGUAUGUUCGUUUCAUCGCAGGGAAGGAGUGUUGGAAUGGCUUUACGAAAAGGGGAUUAGAGAAUUGGGGCCCUAUGAUUCGCCUCGCACUUCCGGGAUUUUUAAUGGUCGAAGCCGAAGUACUCGCUUUUGAGAUAUUAACACUCGCCGCAAGCUACUUCGGUACCACGGCACUGGCAGCUCAAUCCGUGCUCUCCACAAUAUCUGGUAUCUCCUUCCAGAUUCCUUUCCCUCUUUCCAUCGCAAUCAGCACUCGAAUUGCCAACCUUAUCGGAGCGAGUUUAAGUGAUUCCGCUCGUACAUCCGCCAAGGUUGGCAUGGUCGGCGCCGUUAUCAUCGGACUCCUAAACGUCACCUUCCUUUCUUCUCUCCGAAAUUAUAUCCCUAACCUCUUUACCUCUGACGAGGAAGUUGCGAGAUUGGUCGCCCAGAUCCUCCCAGUCUGUGCCUCAUUCCAGCUCGUCGACGCGCUGGCAGCCAACUGCAACGGCAUCCUCCGUGGUCUUGGACUCCAGUCUUUUGGUGGUUAUGUUCAGCUAUUCUGCUACUACGUUGUGGCCAUGCCCAUUAGUAUGGGCACAUCCUUUGGGUUAGGUUGGAGCCUCUGGGGCCUCUGGACUGGUGUUGCUGUCGCACUGUGCCUGGUGUCAAUUAUUGAAGGCGUGUUCUUGACCCGCACUGAUUGGGAGAUGUCUGUGUCCGAUGCCAGGAGGAGGAAUGCUAUGGGAUGAUUGAUGCGAUCUGGUGCGCGUAUUCGUCCUGGAUUUUGGGCCAUGCACUCCACCUACCAACUUACAGGUUUAUUCGACAUCCUAUUUGAUGUGUUCUACGCAUGUUUCCUCCUUGUAACGCAUUUGCCAUUGUGUUUUCAAGAUUAUGUUUCACGAUUACGAACCCUAUAAAGUCUACGCAAGGAAUUUUAUGUUUGGUUUCUGGGUAGGAGGUGGCGGGAUCUCUGCUCAGUUGUGCAAUGAUGUGAUUGGUAUAUAUAUAUAUAUUUGGUUUUUUUGUGGCGUUGAGUUAUUCUAGAAGCCGUGUUAUUUUAUGGUGGUGAUCCGCUAGUUCAGACUUACUAUUCAUGGCAUGUAUAGACAAGACAAGACAAUAUUAUAUUGUAUAUGU